AUGUCGAUAAACGACAAAAUCCCUACUAUUGUAAAUAGUCUAGGUUUCCCCCAUUUUGUAACAGCCUCUGCCUCGGGGAAAAAAGGAGGCCUUUUGUUAUUGUGGCGACUGGGUGUUGAUAUUGAACCGGUCAAUGUUAAUAGUAAUGCUAUUUCAGCUUUGGUUUACUCUGACCCUCCUAAUUAUCCUCGGUUAGUUUCUUUUGUUUACGCACCGGCUCAAUGGAAACAAAAAGCGAGUUUCUGGAAUCAUCUAGAUUCCAUUCACAGUUCUUUCACUGGUUCUUGGCUUUGCAUUGGUGACUUUAAUGAUUUAUUAAACCAGUCCGACAAAAGUGGUGGUAGACCAGUAACAUCUUCUUCUAUUGAGGGUUUGCAAAAUCUGAUGGACUCGUGUGGUCUUAUUGACAUCGGUUUCUCGGGACCCUCCUUCACAUGGUCAAAUAACAGAACAGGGAGAGCGUUAAUUAGAGAAAGAAUUGAUCGAGGUAUAGCAAAUGCUCAAUGGCGAUUACUAUUUCCAAAAGCUACUAUCCAACACAUAUCUUCUGCAGCCUCGAACCAUAAUCCCCUCUUGCUAAAUACGACAAAGAUAAUGAAAAAUCCCUCCUCUUUCAAGUUUGAAGAAUUCUGGAUCAGAGAGCCACUCAGCAAUAUUAUCAUCGAAGAAGCAUGGAAGAAGCAAUUCUAUGGAAAUCCAUCUUUCAUCCUAUGCAGAAAAACCAAGGAAACAAAAAUGGCACUCAAACUCUGGAACAAGAACCACUUCGGGAAAAUUCAAACAAAUAUUCAACAACUAGAGAAGGAAUUAAGCAAUCUUCAGAGCAACUCUCAAAAUUGUUGGAAUAUGCAGAAAGAGAAGGAUCUUCAUCUCAAAAUCCAAGAACAAAUGAAGCAAGAAGAAAUUCUAUGGAGGCAAAAAUCAAGAAUAAAUUGGCUCACAACCACGGAUCUGAAUACAAAAUUCUACCACUUGUCAACUACAAUCCGGCGCAGAAGGAAUGGAAUAUAA
Messenger RNA from Carya illinoinensis, 1011 nucleotides. RefSeq lists its product as uncharacterized. The record is from RefSeq and is a predicted model, not a curated record. Bases 1 to 1011 code for a protein of 336 amino acids. Lineage: Eukaryota; Viridiplantae; Streptophyta; Magnoliopsida; Fagales; Juglandaceae. The transcript has a single exon.